Messenger RNA from Arctia plantaginis, 897 nucleotides. NCBI's taxonomy places the organism in Eukaryota, Metazoa, Arthropoda, Insecta, Lepidoptera, Erebidae. The record is from the annotation of a GenBank genome assembly.
AUGCAGAAAUACGAAAAGUUAGAAAAGAUCGGGGAAGGGACAUACGGAACUGUUUUCAAAGCUAAAAAUAAAGAGACUCAUGAAAUCGUUGCACUCAAGCGUGUAAGGUUAGACGACGACGAUGAAGGUGUACCUUCGUCGGCUUUACGGGAAAUAUGUUUACUUAAGGAAUUAAAGCAUAAGAAUAUAGUUCGUUUGUACGAUGUGUUACACAGUGAAAAGAAGUUAACCCUAGUAUUUGAACAUUGCGACCAAGAUUUGAAAAAAUAUUUCGACAGCUUGAAUGGUGAAAUAGACCUGGAUGUUGUUAAAUCAUUCAUGUAUCAGCUGCUCCGCGGACUUGCCUUCUGUCAUAGUCAUAAUGUUUUACAUCGAGAUUUGAAGCCUCAAAACUUAUUAAUAAAUAAAAAUGGAGAAUUAAAGUUAGCUGAUUUUGGUUUGGCUAGAGCAUUUGGUAUUCCUGUAAAAUGUUACUCUGCAGAAGUGGUCACAUUAUGGUACCGACCACCUGAUGUUCUUUUUGGAGCCAAAUUGUAUACUACUAGUAUUGAUAUGUGGUCAGCAGGAUGUAUAUUUGCUGAGUUGGCAAACUCUGGACGACCACUAUUCCCUGGGUCAGAUGUAGAUGAUCAACUAAAGAGGAUUUUUAAACUACUUGGUACACCUAAUGAGGACACAUGGCCAGGUGUGACCCAGUUGCCAGACUACAAACCACUACCAGUUUAUCAACCAAGCUUAGGGCUUGCGCAAGUCGUUCCACGUCUUCCUGCACGAGGAAGAGACCUGCUGGCUCGUCUGCUGACAUGUAAUCCUGCUUUACGAAUGCCUGCUGAUGAUGCAAUGACACACGCUUACUUCCACGACUUGAAUCCUUCUGUGAAGAAUGACAGAUGUUAA